AAAAUGUGGGCUGGGGAAAUAAAGAAAGAAGUUGCAACUUUGAUGGUUCAUACAUAUCCAUUAUGUAAGUACAGUGAUAUGCCAGAAGAUAUGAAGCAGGAAGCCAUAGAAACCUGUGUCACAGCUGUGGAAAAAUAUUCAGAGAAUUAUGAACAUGCAGCUCGCAUGAUCAAAGAUAAUCUGGAUAAAAAAUUUGGUCCGCCAUUCCAAGUAGUCAUCGGGGAAGCUUACGCAUGUGCAACAACAUAUCAAGAGAAAUCACUUUUAUAUAUGUUUAUUGGAGGUAACAUAGCAGUUCUUGUAUGGAAGACGGUUACAGGUUUUUCAUAAAUUUUACAUAUAAAAGAUAAAUUUGUAGUUUCAAAUAGUGUCAUGUAUACGAA
Molecule: messenger RNA, 383 nt
Organism: Cyphomyrmex costatus
Lineage: Eukaryota; Metazoa; Arthropoda; Insecta; Hymenoptera; Formicidae
Product: dynein light chain 4, axonemal
Exons: 2
Coding region: 4-330 (108 amino acids)
Biological process (GO): microtubule-based process
Cellular component (GO): dynein complex
Source: RefSeq, a predicted model, not a curated record